GCCUGGGAUGAGGGGCGGCGCUGUUCGCGUUACAAGCAUAAAGUCACCAGAGAAGAAGCCGAUGCUAAUCCCAGGUUAGCUUGUGGCUGUUAUCCAUCCGACCUGCUCGGCUAAUCAGCAGAGCCUCAGUUGUCCUCUAAUCGCUGAGGAAACGCCGUCCUCUGCUGCAGGUUACUUCCUGUUCUUCUCUGGGUUUCCAGACAUGUCAGCUGACACUAAGAUCGCCGAGCUGCUCACUGAGCUCCACCAGCUCAUGAAACAGACGCAGGAGGAGAGAUCACGCAGCGAACACAACCUGCUCAACAUCCAGAAGACGCAUGAGAGGAUGCAGACGGAGAACAAGACGUCUCCGUACUACCGCACCAAGCUGAGGGGUCUGUACACCACCGCCAAAGCAGACGCAGAGGCCGAGUGCAGCAUCCUGCGCCACUCUCUGGAUAAGAUCGCGGAGAUCAAGUCUCUGCUGGAGGAGCGGCGCAUCGCUGCCAAGAUGGCGGGCGUCUACAGCGACAGCGACCCCCCCAGGAAGACCAUGAGACGCGGCGUCCUGAUGACGCUGCUGCAGCAGUCGGCCAUGACGCUCCCACUGUGGAUCGGCAAACCCGGAGAGAGCCCUCCCCCGCUGUGCGGCGCCAUCCCGGCCAGCGGCGACUACGUAGCCAAGCAGGGCGACAAGGUGGCGGCGCGGGUGAAGGCGGUGGACGGAGACGAGCAGUGGAUCCUGGCUGAGGUGGUCAGCUACAACCACUCCACCAACAAGUACGAGGUGGACGACAUCGACGAAGAAGGCAAAGAGAGACACACGCUGAGCCGGCGGCGGAUCAUCCCUCUGCCUCAGUGGAAGGCCAACCCAGAGACCGACCCAGACGCGCUGUUCAGCAAGGACCAGCUGGUUCUGGCGCUGUACCCGCAGACCACCUGCUUCUACCGGGCGCUGAUCCACACGCCGCCACACAGGCCGCAGGACGAUUACUCUGUGCUGUUCGAGGACACGUCGUACGCCGACGGCUACUCGCCGCCGCUCAACGUGGCGCAGCGCUACGUGGUGGCCUGCAAGGAGAACAAGAAGAAGUGAGCGGGUGGACCCGCCGGAUGGAACCGCCUGCCGGACCCGCCGGAUGGUU
Cyprinodon tularosa is the source of this 1124-nucleotide messenger RNA. RefSeq names its product SAGA complex associated factor 29 (gene sgf29). Gene Ontology annotation, cellular component: SAGA complex. Bases 203 to 1075 code for a protein of 290 amino acids. The transcript has 10 exons. The record is from RefSeq and is a predicted model, not a curated record. NCBI's taxonomy places the organism in Eukaryota, Metazoa, Chordata, Actinopteri, Cyprinodontiformes, Cyprinodontidae.